Dentiscutata erythropus is the source of this 2784-nucleotide messenger RNA. Lineage: Eukaryota; Fungi; Glomeromycota; Glomeromycetes; Diversisporales; Gigasporaceae. The record is from the annotation of a GenBank genome assembly.
AUGGAUAUUCGUAUCUUACAAUCAUAUCACCUACCACGACCGCUAGGUAAACCAAUCACCAAAUGUGUUGCAACACAAGACUGGUUGGCCGUUAAAGUGGUUCCACAACGAAUUCACGUAUUUUUUAAGGAAGCGCUUAGAGAAAUCUGGCGUUUUCCAGCUGAUCCGAUUGAAAUAUCGCAGGAUGGAUUGUAUUCAGAAACAACUAGUGGUUCAGCUGUUUCUUUUCUUGUUUUAACUGCUGAUGGUUCUAUCUGGCGUAUACCCCUGGUUCAACGGCAAAAAAGAAAUUAUGAAGCCGAUAGUCAAGAUCCAACUCCAUUACGUCAGAUCAGAAGAAUUAGUGAAACAAAUAAUAAUAAAUCACUGCUACAAACUUCACAAGCUUCACAAGCUUCGAUAUUUGGUCCAGCACGUAAUAUUGCAACGACAACGGUUGCUGAAUACAAUUCACUUUUUUCUCCACCAACUUUGAUAACUGUUACAGACGUUCAUAAAAUUUUGCAACAGGCUCGUAUUUGUUCAUUACGACCUUACAACCUUUUUAACCGUAAUGGUAUGCUAAUUAUAUCCGAGGAUGGUGAAAUCGGGUUUCUUUCGUUAGUAAAUCGAAUUCCUUCAAACCAAGUCUUAUUUCGACAAGAUACACAAAAUACUGAAAACGACCUUUCAGAUAUUUUUCUUGACACAUCAAAUAAUUACUCAGCUCAACUCACAAAAGUAAUAGAUGAUAAAGGAAACAUUGUUAUAUUUGAUAUUAAAAAUUAUAUUGAAAAUAAAUAUUUUCCUCCUUCAUAUUAUUAUAGGCUUAAGGAGGAAAUAUUGUUGACAGGAUAUUCGAAUGGACUAGUAUUGUUUCAACCUUUGAUUACUGAUGCUCCACCUCCUUGUGCAGUCACCUCGUUAAAUGAAUCCAUUCAAGCUAUAUAUACACUUUCAAUAAAACGCAAAGUCACCAAUGAAUCGGAAUUAUCGAUUUUAAGGCCACUCAUUGAAGAAAAAGUUGAUAAUGCAUUUCUCUUUGUUGGUUUUAAAGGCACUAUUGCUUUAAUGUGUAUGGCACCAUUGAAAAAUGAUUCUGAUGUGAAAUCUAUUGCUUAUAAAGAAUACUAUGUUCCUGCACCAGUACAUUCAUCUUUCGCAUUUAAGAACCGUUUAAUAGUUGCAGUUGAAGAUGGAAAUAUUGUUGUUAUAAACUUUGACAGAGAUAUGUUCUCAGAAGGCAAACUUGUUUCAUUACAUACAAUUCCUAUAUACUUGCCUAAAGGGAUUAUUGUAUUAUCUUACCAUUGCAUUGUUGGUCAAGAUUCUAGCGAUGGGGUUUUAUAUGCUUUAUCUAGUGACGGUCGAUUGAUUCGUUCAAGUUUCAAAACUACAAGUGAAGAUAAGCCAACAUAUAUGAUGAGCAAUGAAGAGUUAAGGGAAGAAAUCAAGAAGCAACUCAACAAUAUUGCAGAGUUAACUGCCAAGCAAACUACUUUGGAGAAAACAAAUCAACUGUUGAAUUCCGCAAUUGCUGCGCGAAAUCUGGUGAUUCCUGAACUUCAACGUUUUUAUAAAAGACGUGAUAAAGCAAAGGAUAAAAAUCCUCCCCUUGAAGUUGAAUGUUAUCCAAUUACAAUGACAACUUCACUCAACGGCAUCAUGAUUAAUAUGAUGAAUCAUUAUAAUUCCUCAAAACCGACGGAUUCGUCACCGGUUAUGUCUUAUUCCGUUUCCUUAGUAGAUAUGAUAACAGUUUGGGAACGGGAUAUUGAAAUAAAUUUACGAUUUCUUCAUUUUCCCAUAUUGAUAAAGCUUGGUUUAUGUUUUUCACCCCCGAUGCCUAUUGACUCUACAAACGCAGAGCAUAAAAAAUCAAAAGCCACACAUUUUCCAUUGGUCAAUAUUCAAUAUGAUAUUUUAGAUUUUAUAAAGCCAUGCCCUGAAAACAUUCUUCAACGGAUGCAGCAAGAACGACAUUUUUCUAUCUAUCCCCCGCUACCUAAUUUUAUUGUGCCUCUGGAAGGCGACUUUUUUGCAACUAAAUUUGACUUUAAAAAGACUUUGGAAACUUUGAUCAAUGUUUCUGGUAGUGAUAAAGAAAGAGAGGAAAACCCAAUUACCAAUUUUAUAUCUUCACUAAACAUAAACACGACAAUUAUCAAGUUUUUUUUAAGGAUCAGCAGUAAUGCUUCAACCUCUACAACUAAUCAAAGUGAGAUAAACAAUGAGACUAGCAUUGAUGAUGCAUGGAAAAGAUGUCUUUCGGUGCUUCUCGGAGAAAAUAUUGAAAUGUCAGAUCUUAAAGAGAUCAUAAAGACUGCAGAUCAUGCAAUUUUUAUAACUCCCUUGGGUCUUGAACCUGUAAUCUUGAAUUUAAAAAAAUUGGAUGGAUGCGAAAUAUCCAACGUUAUUCCACAAAAUUCUAUAGGUGUUGAACUAAAAAUAACAGCCAAUUCCCCUGAAACUUUGUUAUUUGUUGAAGAAGCCUUACUGGGACGGCUUGAUGAUUUUUCUGUGAUCGACACUAUCAGCGCUGCCAGUUCUGCUAACAUGAUGGACAUUGAUGAGACUGCCCGAACUCUAAUGUCUCAAACAAUCAAAGAAAAAUUGAUUAACCUUAAAACUGAUCGUGAUUCAUUAAUAAGGCUACGUGAACAACAUGAAAAUGUUGAAAAUGGGGUAGCUUGGGAUAAUUUUGUUGAGACCGCUAAGAAGAUUGAGACCAGAAUCAUAGAAAUCGUGAAUUCUUUUAGAACAGAGAUGAAUAAUAUAUGGUUAAAUGGUGUUGUCGAAUUAUAG